CAAAAUUCUUAAACCCUGCAACUCAAUGCACAGAUUCUUAAACCCUCACAAAAUCAGCAGUCAUCCAGGUAUCAAUGGCUACCGAUUUCUCGUUUGAACAACCCAGCGAUGAAGAAGUUGAAUAUGAGGAGAAUGAUGACAGUGAAGAAGAAGAACAUGAAGUGGAUGAAGAUAAUGAAGAUGCCGACCCCAAACCUCGAACGAAUAAGAAGCCGCAAUCUCCAUGGGACUUCUCUUCUUACUCUGAAUCCGUUGCUGAUGAACACAGCCACCGUAGAACAACUUCAAUUGAUUUCAAAAUAUCUAAGGCUCGUCAACAACUCUCUGCUCCUAUAGCUAAACCAAUCGAGGAAGAUUCCGAUUCCGACGAUUCAGAACCUCACCGCCAGGAAGAGUACAGACCCGACGAUGAAGAUGGAGAUGAUGACGUAGAUACGCAUGUUGAAAAGAAACCAUUUUUCGCCUCAUCAGAAGGAGUUACAUUUCAUGCAAAUUCGUUUAUUGAGCUCCAUAUCUCUAGGCCGUUGCUUCGGGCUUGUGAAGCAUUGGGUUACAGUAAGCCUACCCCAAUUCAGGCGGCUUGCAUUCCACUGGCUUUAACCGGUCGAGAUAUAUGCGGUAGUGCUAUAACAGGAUCUGGAAAGACAGCUGCCUUUGCCUUACCGACACUCGAGAGACUGUUGUACCGUCCAAAAAAUAGGCCUGCAAUUAGGGUUCUUAUUCUUACUCCAACAAGAGAGUUGGCUGUUCAGGUUCAUAGUAUGAUAGGUAAACUUGCCCAGUUUAUGCCAGAUAUCAGAUGUUGUUUGGUUGUUGGUGGUCUGUCAACCAAGGUGCAAGAGGCAGCCUUGAGAACAAUGCCUGAUAUUGUCGUGGCCACUCCAGGACGUAUGAUAGAUCAUCUACGGAACUCCAUGUCAGUUGAUUUGGAUGAUCUUGCAGUAUUGAUUCUUGAUGAGGCCGAUCGUCUACUGGAGCUGGGUUUCAGUGCUGAAAUUCGUGAGCUGGUUAGAUUGUGUCCGAAGCGGAGACAGACCAUGUUGUUUUCUGCGACAAUGACUGAGGAAGUUGAUGAGCUCAUCAAUCUCUCACUGAAUAAACCUUUGCGCCUGUCAGCUGAUCCAUCUACAAAACGGCCUGCAACAUUGACUGAAGAGGUAGUUAGAAUACGGCGCAUGCGUGAAGGAAAUCAUGAAGCUGUUCUCCUUGCACUGUGCACCAAGACUUUCACUUCCAAAGUGAUUGUUUUCAGUGGUACAAAGCAAGCAGCUCAUCGGUUGAAAAUUAUAUUUGGUUUACUUGGUUUCAAAGCAGCUGAGCUACAUGGAAAUCUUACGCAAGCCCAGCGUCUAGAUGCUUUGGAACUUUUCAGAAGACAGGAAGUGGAUUUUUUGAUUGCAACCGAUGUUGCAGCUCGUGGACUUGACAUUAUUGGUGUUCAAACUGUUAUAAAUUUUGCGUGCCCACGUGAUCUUACUAGUUACGUUCAUCGAGUGGGUCGGACAGCUAGAGCUGGUAGAGAAGGUUAUGCCGUUACAUUUGUCACAGAUAAUGAUAGGUCUCUUCUAAAAGCCAUUGUUAAACGAGCUGGUUCAAGGCUAAAGAGUCGAAUUGUAGCAGAACAAUCUAUAACUAAGUGGGCACAAGUGAUUGAACAACUUGAGGAUCAAGUGUCUGCAGUUAUGCAAGAAGAGAGGGAAGAGAUGGCACUAAGAAAAGCUGAAAUGGAAGCAAAUAAGGCAGAGAAUAUGAUUGCCCACAGGGAUGAGAUUUAUUCACGUCCUAAAAGGACAUGGUUUGUCACAGAAAAGGAGAAAAAGCUAGUCCAAAAGGCAGCAAAGGAGAAUGCAGCAGCCAAAGAAAAUGGUUCUCAGAGUAAGGUAAUGAGUGCCGAACAAGCAGAAGACCUGAAGAUGAAGGAAAAGAGGAAGCGAGAACGAGAGAAAAAUCUGCCGAGGAAGAAAAGAAGGAAGUUGGAGGCUGCUCGAGAGCAAUUAGAAGAUGAAGAUGACUUGGAUGAUGGCAAAGACAAAUCAAAGAAAGAGAAAUCUGGAAUUUCCUUAGUUGAUCUUGCUUAUCGUCGUGCAAAAGCAGUCAAGGCUGUGAACAAGGCAGUUGAUGCUGGCAAGAUUGUUAGGAAGGCCGGAAAUAAACCAAAACCGAAAAGCAGAGCAUCUGAAUCAAGGACAGAAGAAAUGCAGGAUAUUUUUCAAAAUGAUACGAGUGAGAGAAAACAAAGAAAACCACUUCAUGCCGGUGGAAAGAAGAAGUCCUCAUUCAAGAGCAAGUCACGGUACAAGAGGAGGUAAACACUUGCAAAAAACCAUGACAAUCAUCUGGAAAUCAAGUUACUGAAACGAGGUAGACUCAUCAAACAUGACUACCCCAUCGUAACAAAGGAUGGAUUAUGUAAACACUUACUCGAGAUCUCACUUAUCAGAUUCCCCCGUGGAAGACAAUUUAGUCUGAAGAAUUCGCCCCGACUUGUACCAAGACAAGUAGCUUCUUAGAGUGUUGCUGAUAUUGAGCUUGUAGCUUUAUUUUAAGAGUAGGUCCCCAGUUCUUAGUUUCAGUUUUGCAGAGAGUGUAUUUUAUCUCAUUAGUAUUUGUUUUGUUUAAGACUGAGUACUCGAUGCAUCUGUACAUGUAUUCGAUUUUGACAAAUAUUUACGAUAUUGUUGCUAAUAUCUUCACCAAAAUGAAUUCUAAUUUUCUCC
Messenger RNA from Solanum lycopersicum (tomato), 2717 nucleotides. RefSeq names its product DEAD-box ATP-dependent RNA helicase 28. NCBI's taxonomy places the organism in Eukaryota, Viridiplantae, Streptophyta, Magnoliopsida, Solanales, Solanaceae. The record is from RefSeq and is a predicted model, not a curated record. Gene Ontology annotation, molecular function: ATP binding; RNA helicase activity; nucleic acid binding.